This is a messenger RNA of Leishmania braziliensis MHOM/BR/75/M2904, 2283 nucleotides long. RefSeq names its product elongation factor G2-like protein. Gene Ontology annotation, biological process: ribosome disassembly; mitochondrial translation. The record is from RefSeq and is a predicted model, not a curated record. The transcript has a single exon. Gene Ontology annotation, molecular function: GTP binding; GTPase activity. Gene Ontology annotation, cellular component: mitochondrion. The coding region runs from base 1 to 2283 and encodes 760 amino acids. NCBI's taxonomy places the organism in Eukaryota, Euglenozoa, Kinetoplastea, Trypanosomatida, Trypanosomatidae.
AUGCUCUUCUACGCCGGCGUCACGAAGCGCGUCGGCGACGUAGACAGCGGCACGACGACGACGGACUUCAUGGCGGAGGAGGCGAACCGCGGCAUCACGAUUCAGUCCGCGGCGGUCUCCCUUCGGUGGCGGGAUCACAGCAUCAACCUGAUCGAUACCCCAGGCCACGUGGACUUCGCCGUUGAGGUGGAGCGGGCGAUGCGUGUUGUGGACGGUGUCGUGGCGCUUUUCGACGCGUCUGCCGGUGUGCAGGCGCAGAGCUACACGGUGCUGCAGCAGAGCCGCAGGUUCCACACGCCGGUGCUCGCCUUUCUGAACAAGAUGGACAAGUACAACGCCGACUUUGCCAUGUCUGUAGCCUCGAUUCGCACCAAGCUUCAGGUAGAGCCGCUGCUGCUGCAGAUACCGCUCCAUGCCGAGGACGGCGGCUUUGCUGGCGUGGUCGACAUCGUGGAGCAGGCGACGUGCUGCUUUGGCGGCGAUCACGGCCUCGAGGUGCGGCGAACGGACCUCAGCGCCGCCAGUGCCUCGCCAUGCUCGACAGGCGGCAGCGCUACGGAUCACGAGCUGGCGCACGUGACUCGCGCCAUGCGCAAGGCGCGCCACGACCUCGUCACCCAGCUCACCGCUGUCGACGAUGCGCUCUCGGAGGCGUUCAUAGCGGAGCUGGACGCCACGGACGGCGAUGAGGCUGAGGCGGAGCGGCGUCUCUCCACGGGGGCGCUGCGCGCCGCGGUGCGUCGGGCCGUGGUGCACCCGCCACGCGAUAGACCGCCGCUCAUCCCGGUUCUGUGCGGCGCCUCUCGUCGCGACCAGGGCGUGCAGCCGCUGCUCGACGCUGUGGCGUACUACCUGCCCUCGCCGUGCGACCGGCAGCUGACCGGGUUCACGAAAGAUGGCGUGCCGGUGCCCCUUCCGCCUGCCUCGGGCUCGCCGACGGUGCCGACGGUGGCGCUCGCCUUCAAGGUAAUGCACAUGAUGCACCCAGGCAAGGGGCAGCGCCUCCCGCUCGUGUUCCUGCGCGUGUACAGCGGCAAGAUCAGCCCUCGUAUGCGCCUGGAGAACAACAGUCGGCAAAAGUCUGAGGUUGUGGAGAGGCUUUAUGUGAUGCACGCCAACCAGCCGGUGGAGGUGCCGCACUUAGAGGCUGGCCAAAUCGGCGCGGCCUUCCUGGCCCACGCGUGCACCGGCGACACCCUCUUCAGCCAGCCGACGCAGCACCUUCUGCAGGCUAAGCAGCAUGUGCGGCGCGGCGACGUUAAGGAGGAGGUGCACACGCUGGAGGGCAUUAACGCCCCGCCAGCCGUCAUCUCCUUCUCCAUCGAGGCUGCCACACCCAGCCAGGUCGAAGUGCUGAAGAGCGCCCUGUCCGAGCUCUCCAGGGAGGACCCCAGCCUGCGUGUCGCUGAGAGCGAGCAGGGGACGAUGGUGGUGAGCGGGAUGGGGGAGCUGCACCUGGAAAUUGUCAUGUCGCGGCUCGCGAACGAGUACCAGGUGAGGUGCCGGCUGCUGCGCGCCAUCAUCGAGUAUCGGGAGACGAUUCGAGUGACCCAGUCGAUGGAGAAGUACACGUGCUUACUGAACGACCUACCCUACGCCGAGUGCUCGCUCGAGCUGCGGCCGCUGCUGGCGAACGGAGAGCGGUGCGACGCCAAGGACAAGUGCCGCUUCCGCAUCGACAGCGCCUUUGAAGAGGAGUUUCUGAGCGGCGGGGGGGUGCAGUCGCGGGGUGGCGGCCACUCCGGUGGGGCUCGUACGAACGCCGUGCGCAACGCCAAAGAGGAGCUGCGCAUCAUUGCGGCGUCCUUUCAGUCCGCUGCUGACGCGUGCCUGCGGCUGGGCCCUCUGGCGGGGCUGCCGAUGCACGGCGUGGAGGUGGUGCUGCGGUACUUCCGCAAGACGGCCGGCUCACAGCUGCAGGAGAAGCCGCUGACCCACGUCGCCCGCUCGGCGCUGCUGAGUGUGCUCAGGGCAACCCGCAAGGGCGACCUGGCGCUGCUGGAGCCCAUGAUGAGGGUGGAGGUGCACCUUUCCGAUAUCGCCUACAUCGGUAACGUUGUCAGCUCCCUCAACGAGCAUCAUGCGCUGACCGUUGACAUGCAGGAGGACGGGCGGUCCGUGGCGGCUGUCGUGGCGUUGCGCAACACCCUCCGCUUCGCAAUGGAGCUGCGGAAGGCAGUGAAGGGGCACGCAAACAUGUUUGUGAAGCUGCACGACUACCGAGUUGUGGAGGAGAAGGCUGUGCUGGCGCGCAUCUUGAAGAACCUCGGCAUCGUGGGCUAG